AUGAUGAAGAAUUACAGCGGUAGUCCGCCUCACAGUAACAACCAGAGCCCCCAUCACGGCCACUUCAGGGACCACCGCAACCACAAGUUGAGCUCGCUCGCCUCGCUUCCUUGGCGCUUGCCGCUCCGAGCCUAUGGAUUCUGCAUGGCGGCGCUUUUCGUCUUCUGCUUUGCCUCUCUCUUCUACCAGCUCAACGGAGGACCUCCAAGAGUCCUGCUGGACUUGCGACAGUUUCUCGGUUCAUCUACUUACGAGGAUGACCACGGACCUCCUAUUCCAAGAGUGCUCCCGUUCCCUAGCCAGGUGGUUUACAACCGCGUGGGCAAGUGUGGCAGCCGCACAGUUGUGAUCCUGCUGCGCUUGCUGGCCGAGAAGCAUCAGUUCAACUUGGUUUCGUCGGACAUCCAUAAUAAAACACGACUCACCAAGUAUGAGCAGGUGGAUCUCAUGAAGAACAUCAGCAAUAUCCCCCAGCCGUUCCUUUACACACGGCAUGUUCACUUCCUCAACUUUACCAGGUUUAAGAUCGAGGAGCCCGUCUACAUCAACAUUAUCCGUGACCCCAUUAACCGCUUCCUUUCCAACUACUUCUUCCGUCGCUUCGGUGACUGGAGGGGGGAGCAAAAUCACCUCAUCCGCACCCCACAGAUGAAAGAUGAUGAGAGAUACCUGGACAUAAACGUGUGCAUUCUGGAGAAUUACCCAGAGUGCUCCAACCCCAGAGUCUUCUACAUCAUCCCUUACUUUUGCGGGCAGCAUCCGAAAUGCAGAGAGCCUGGCUUGUGGGCUCUGGAGAGAGCCAAGCAGAAUGUAAUAGAGAACUACCUGCUAGUGGGCAUCUUGGAGGAGCUGGAAGAUGUGCUACUCCUUUUGGAGAGGCUCCUACCGCACUAUUUUACCGGAGUAGUCAAUAUCUAUAAAAGCCCUGACCACAAGAAGAUGGGCAACAUGACUGGCACAGUACGCAAACAUACGCCCACCCUGGAGGCACUGCAGGUGCUCUACCACCGCAUGCGCUACGAAUACGAAUUCUACAACUUCAUUCGGGACCAGUUCCACCUGAUGAAGAAAAAAUUGGGCCUGAAGUCUGAGGUCCGACCGCCCGCCUACACACCCGCCUUCCUCCGGGAGCUAGAACUGCGGACCCCCGAGCCACUGGACGAGGACGAGGAACUGGACACCGAUAUGGAGGAUGCAAACAACUGGCUAGUCCAUCAGUAA
Molecule: messenger RNA, 1221 nt
Organism: Nerophis lumbriciformis (worm pipefish)
Lineage: Eukaryota; Metazoa; Chordata; Actinopteri; Syngnathiformes; Syngnathidae
Source: RefSeq, a predicted model, not a curated record